Messenger RNA from Acromyrmex echinatior (Panamanian leafcutter ant), 1397 nucleotides. Its product is annotated as Phosphotyrosyl phosphatase activator. Lineage: Eukaryota; Metazoa; Arthropoda; Insecta; Hymenoptera; Formicidae. Gene Ontology annotation, biological process: mitotic spindle organization. Gene Ontology annotation, molecular function: protein tyrosine phosphatase activator activity; peptidyl-prolyl cis-trans isomerase activity. The record is from RefSeq and is a predicted model, not a curated record. Gene Ontology annotation, cellular component: nucleus; protein phosphatase type 2A complex; cytoplasm.
GUUGCGUAGUAAAAAGUUGACAACUGAUUUCGUUGCAAGGUCAUGGGCAUCAUUAGUUAUUGUUUCCAUCUACCUUUCGUUCACUUAUAUCAUAUAUGAGGUUAGGUUUCAUUAUUGAUAGUUGUUGAGUUUAGCAACCUCAUAGCUUAUCGUUUGCUAUAUACGAGGUACAAAAUUUUGACAAUGGAUGACGGUGCCAUUUAAUUAUGUCUAAUCGCUGCGCCUAAGCGAAAUGCUGUCACUGUUAAAAAAUACCAUUGUAUUGCCUUAACGGAGCUCAUUAAUAUUGUAGCUACAUUCUCAAGCGUUCAUCAUGUCAACACCAAAAUUUCCUUUGAAGGAAAAUGUAGUAUCAUCCAUGCACCAUGAAUUUAUCGUGCCAAAAAAGUGUGUUAAGACACCAGACGAUCUAGCGCUUUGGCAAAGAUCAGAAGCUUACUAUGAAUAUCUAGGAUUUAUUUUGACAUUAAACAGUGCUGUUCAAGGGACUGCUUUGGACGCACAAUGUCCACAGUCACCCGUAAUAAACAAUAUUGUACACAUGUUGAAUAGAUUUGAUGAAUGGAUAACAGAAAUUCCACCUACCGAACAACCACAGCGAUUUGGCAACAAGUCGUUUCGCACGUGGCAUGAGAGAUUACAGCAGAAUGGUACAGAGGAAUUGAAGCAAGUUUUACCAGAAGAUCUAUAUCGUGCGAUCCCAGAGAUAGUGCAGUAUUUAUAUGAAAGUUUUGGGAAUCCAACUCGUAUCGACUAUGGAACAGGUCACGAAAUGGCUUUCCUUAUGUUCCUCUGCUGUAUGUUCAAGAUAGGUGCAUUUGAAGAAAAUGAUAAGAUUGCUGUUGUAAUAAAAGUGUUUAAUAGGUAUCUGGAAUUGGUGCGUAGACUUCAGCUGACAUACCGUAUGGAGCCAGCAGGUAGUCACGGUGUUUGGAGCUUGGAUGAUUAUCAAUUUGUCCCCUUCAUAUGGGGAAGUGCUCAGCUCAUUGGACAUUCUCGGAUAGAACCACGUCAUUUUGUAGAUCAAGCUAUUGUGGAAUCUUACAGCAAAAAAUACAUGUUUCUUGGCUGCAUUGAAUUUAUCUCAAAGGUGAAAAUAGGACCUUUUGCCGAGCACUCAAAUCAGUUAUGGAAUGUUAGUGCAGUGUCCUCAUGGUCGAAAGUGAACAGUGGUCUUAUAAAAAUGUAUCAAGCUGAGGUAUUGGCGAAGUUUCCUGUUAUCCAACACGUUUUCUUUGGUUCUCUGCUACCAUUGACACCAAUGGUCCCGAAAUGCUCUAAACCAACCGUUACUCCAAAUUACAAAAGAACUGUUAAUGAUAAUGAGCCACCGCCACCAGCGGUGCCACAAUGAAAAUUGCAUUCGUAAUAAAUAUUGUUACUCUUGAACUACUUUA